Molecule: messenger RNA, 183 nt
Organism: Radiomyces spectabilis
Lineage: Eukaryota; Fungi; Mucoromycota; Mucoromycetes; Mucorales; Radiomycetaceae
Exons: 1
Source: RefSeq, a predicted model, not a curated record
GCCAGCAUCAACAAACCGCCCUUGUUUGAUGGAACUCCAAGCAAGCUCGAAGAUUUCAUUGUCCAUGUCAAAAUGAACAUAUUCAAUGAUUCAGCCCGCUACUCGACCGAAAUUAGCAAGAUCAUUUUCUUGUGUUCAUUCCUGACUGGUUUUGCUUUCUCCUGGGCUCGGCCAUACCUCGAG